Messenger RNA from Alternaria incomplexa, 618 nucleotides. RefSeq lists its product as uncharacterized. The coding region runs from base 1 to 618 and encodes 205 amino acids. The record is from RefSeq and is a predicted model, not a curated record. Lineage: Eukaryota; Fungi; Ascomycota; Dothideomycetes; Pleosporales; Pleosporaceae. The transcript is spliced from 2 exons.
AUGGUGACGUUGGUCCUCUAUGUCUUUGAGCGCAAUUCGAGCUGGGUCACUCUAACCCUCGACUUACAAGACCCGAACGCACCAAAGAUGCAGCUCGACAAGAACAGAACCGUCCAUCUUCGGAAGCAAGACGAUGUCGAUAGGCCCUUCCACAUCGACUACUACACCUUCAGAUACGGAUACACCCUACGUCUCAACAACUGCGGCCACACUACACUGAUCAAGGGCCACCCUAUAGAAGGAAAGAUGUACAAGGGAAAGAGCACGGAGCAUAGCUUUGCCGCGAUCCCUUGGAAAGAGUUCCACCCACACUUACCUGACGACCGUUGGCAUGCUCAGUUGAAGCAUGGAUGGCCUAGAAAGUACAGCGGUAGGGCGCAGGGUAUGCACAAUGAAGACUAUGCGAAACACAAUGUGGUCGUGUUCCCGAAGUUUAUGGACAAGCUGGAGGAAUUUAGUGGAGAAGGAAGGAUACGGAUGUGCAAGCAGAAGGACGGAGAGCUUGAUGACAUUGAUGCAGAAGACAAGGAGGAAAUUAACGAGGAAGGUGAGGAGAGCGGUGGAGAGGAUGAUGGUGGGGAAGCUGCUUUGGAAGGUGGCGAUGGAGGUAGUGAGUAG